AUGAUGCAAAAAAGCCCUAAAAAAAGGAGUGACACUCUUUUUUUCACCUCAGUUAAAUAUUUGUCUGACUUUUUAUAUUUGUUUGACUCUCUAUCAAGAUGGAGCUGUACAUAAUUAUUCUUGCCCUUACCGUUGUUCUCUCAACUGAUGCUGAAUUUGUUCAUGAAGAUUUCGCAAUUGGAAUAUGUUCUGAUACGGAAGCAGAAGACAUGUAUGGAUUUGAUGGCGAGGAGUUGUGGCAUGCUGACUUUAAUCAGAAGAAAGGAGUAGAGACAUUACCUGAUUUUGGAGAUCCUAUUACAUUUCCUGGAUUUUAUGAAGGUAGUGUUAGAAAUACGGCAAUUCGCAGAAUUAAUUUAGCCACCUGGACUAAAGCUUUCAAGAGUCCACCACCAGAAAUGGAUGCACCCGAGACUUCCAUCUAUCCAAAGGAUGAUGUGCAGCUGGAUGUUAAGAACACCCUUAUCUGUCAUGUGACCGGCUUCUAUCCUCCAUCUCUCAGAAUCUCAUGGACUAAAAAUAAUGUUAAUGUGACAGAGGGUAUGAGUUUAAGCCAGUACCGCCCAAGGGCAGAUGGAACUUUUAACAUCUUUUCCACUCUUAAGUUUACACCUGCUGAAGGAGACAUUUACAGCUGCACGGUGAACCACAGAGCCCUCCAGGGACAACCUCAGACCAAAACAUGGGAUGUUGAUGUUGCCCUCCCAGGUGUUGGUCCAGCAGUGUUCUGUGGAGUAGGUCUGACUCUGGGGCUACUGGGAGUCGCAACGGGAACCUUCUUCCUUGUUAAAGGAAACAACUGCAACUGACUAUGGAGUCAUGGAAGCAAACUAUGAAAAGGUCUCUUAAUUGAAUUGCAGCAGAGCAAUUUAAAAACAAUGCUAUUGUGCACUUGUGUGUCAUUCUACAUGGCAGAAAACUAUUGUUAAUGUUAAAGAUAGAUAAAUGCAAAAUGUGGAAGGUUUAAAAGACUUUAAUUGAAAUAAAAAGAAAAAAAAUAGUGGAUAUUAAAUUUACAGAUCACUUUGCAAUUCAUAAUAAGUAUUGUACUAAAAACACUUUCUCGUUGUUUCUUUUCCUACUAAAUAUAGUUUCUUUCUGGGUGAAUUUAAAUAUUUCAUGUAAAAUUAAAACAUAUACAAAUUAAACAUACAUUUGAAAAUGAGGUAGAAUAUAUUAUGUAAUUUUUGUAAUCCAUUCAAAUCAAUUUACUAUAAGUAAAUAUUGGCCUUUGUAUUUUAUGAUAUGCAUCAAAUAAAGGAGAAUUGGAGCUGUUUGUACUAUCUUCCCAUGUUCUGUUGAUAAAAAGAAUCUAUGAGAUAUCUUAUACUCUUUUAUAUGUUUCUGUAAAAUCAGACUUAUUGCAUGUUAUGGUAAAACUCAUUAAACACUUUACAUUAAGUACUGAUA
Ctenopharyngodon idella (grass carp) is the source of this 1410-nucleotide messenger RNA. RefSeq names its product H-2 class II histocompatibility antigen, A-Q alpha chain-like. The coding region runs from base 99 to 809 and encodes 236 amino acids. Gene Ontology annotation, cellular component: MHC class II protein complex; membrane. Gene Ontology annotation, molecular function: MHC class II protein complex binding. The transcript has 4 exons. NCBI's taxonomy places the organism in Eukaryota, Metazoa, Chordata, Actinopteri, Cypriniformes, Xenocyprididae. Gene Ontology annotation, biological process: peptide antigen assembly with MHC class II protein complex; immunoglobulin production involved in immunoglobulin-mediated immune response; positive regulation of T cell activation. The record is from RefSeq and is a predicted model, not a curated record.